AUGGAGAAGGAUGAGCUGCAGACGGUGGAGGUUUCUUACCCUGACAAUGAGCCGAAUUCCUCAGACAAAGGCUCCCAGGCAGCAUUUCAGCGCGGGGCUGGGGCUGCGGGGGGACCGGGGCUGCCCUACCUGGGGGUGAUGGAGCUGAGCCGCGGGUUCAGGGCGGCCACGAUCCCGGAGGGGGCACGGAGACACGGACCCUGGUUCAAAAGCACCUCCAAGGGGCCGGCGGAAAGGGGCAAAGGAGGAGACUACGGCAGCAACCGGAGCCGGGUGCUCAGGGGCAGGAGCGGCCGUGAGAAGGAGGAGGACAGAGCGAGGUACAUCGGCUGCUACGUGGACAACACCCGGCGGCGGGCGCUGCGUGGCGUGUCCUUCUUCGACUACAAGAAGAUGACAGUGUUCCGUUGCCAGGACAACUGUGCCGAGCGGGGCUACCUCUACGCAGGGCUGGAAUUCGGUGCCGAGUGUUACUGUGGGCACAAGAUCCAGGCGCCGAACGCCAGCGAGUCCGAGUGCAACAUGGAAUGCAAGGGAGAGAGGAGCAACCUGUGCGGCGGCGCCAACCGCCUCUCCGUGUACCGCCUGGAGCUGGCCCAGGAGUCCGCCCGCAGAUAUGGCAGUGCCAUAUUCCGGGGGUGCUUCCGCCGGCCGGACAACGUCUCCAUCGCCUUGCCCGUCAGCCAGGUCAUGCUGAACAUGUCAGUGGACAAGUGUGUGGACUUCUGCACGGAGAAGGAGUACCCGCUGUCAGCCCUGGCUUGGACCUCCUGCCACUGCGGUUUCCCCACCACACUCUUCACCCUGCACGAGCGUGAGGACGAGCAGCUGUGUGCCCAGAAGUGCCCCGGUGAGGAGUUCGAGAGCUGCGGCAGCGCCGAGUUCCUCCUGGUCUACCAGACCCAAGUGCAAGACAACCGCUGCAUGGACAGGAGGUUUCUUCCCAGCCGUGCCAAGCAGCUGGUGGCCCUGGCCAGCUUCCCUGGGGCUGGCAACACCUGGGCACGUCACCUGAUCGAGCUGGCCACCGGCUUCUACACCGGCAGCUACUACUUUGACGGGUCUCUCUACAACAAAGGGUUCAAGGGCGAGCGGGACCACUGGAGAAGUGGGAGGACCAUCUGCAUCAAAACCCAUGAAAGUGGCCAGAAGGAGAUCGAAUCCUUCGACUCAGCCAUCCUGCUCAUCAGGAACCCCUACAAGGCUCUGAUGGCCGAGUUCAACCGCAAGUACGGGGGACACAUCGGCUUUGCUGCUCAUGCCCACUGGAAGGGCAAAGAGUGGCCAGAGUUUGUGGCCAACUACGCCCCGUGGUGGGCGACCCACACCCUGGACUGGCUGCGCUACGGCAAGAAGGUGCUGGUGGUUCACUUUGAGGACCUGAAGCGGGACCUGUUCGUGCAGCUGCAGCGGAUGGUGGGGCUGCUGGGCAUCAGGGCCUGCCAGGACAGGCUGCUCUGCGUCGAGGGACAGAAGGACGGCAACUUCAAGCGGUCUGGCUUGAGGAAGUUGGAGUACGACCCCUACACCCCCGAGAUGAGGAAGGUGAUCAGUGGGUACAUCAGAACGGUGGACGCGGCUCUGAAGCUCCGCAAUCUCUCGGGGGUCCCGGAUGACUAUUACCCAAGGUGAUGGUGAUGGUGGCUGGGGGACCUGACCCUGCGUGGCGAGGAAGGGCUGGGGUCUUCCCGGCCUCUGCCUACUUCCACCCAGUGGGUGGCUUUUCUUGGAAUUCUCCAUCUGCUGCUCUUAGCUGUUCAUCAACUCCCUGCAU
Chaetura pelagica (chimney swift) is the source of this 1774-nucleotide messenger RNA. RefSeq names its product WSC domain containing 2 (gene WSCD2). The record is from RefSeq and is a predicted model, not a curated record. The transcript has 10 exons. NCBI's taxonomy places the organism in Eukaryota, Metazoa, Chordata, Aves, Apodiformes, Apodidae. Bases 1 to 1632 code for a protein of 543 amino acids.